AUGGAUAAAUCAAGGCUGAACUUAAAAAAUAAUCAUUUUUUUCUGUUUUUUAAAGGUUAUCCACCCAAUUUCAACAAAUACCAAAUUGCUUCUUUAUUUUCUAAUUUUCGUCCAUUAAAUGUCCAAUAUAUGGAAGGGGGAGAAACACUCGUUCAAUUUGCUAAUAAAUUUCAUGCUGUUCAAGUAAUUGAGCAAUAUAAUGGUCGUAAAUAUGAAGAUGAAGGGUUUAUUUUACAAGUUCGAGCAGCUGCAAAGGAUGAUCCAACACAAAAAAUUGGGGCAGUCAAAACAAAAUUGGCUAGUCUUCUUUUAAUGGUUACAACUUCAAAAGCUGUUGGGGGUGAAAAUGAAAAUACUUCUGUUACAAGUGAGGAAAAUAAAGAAGGGUGGUGA
Messenger RNA from Meloidogyne enterolobii, 393 nucleotides. The record is from the annotation of a GenBank genome assembly. NCBI's taxonomy places the organism in Eukaryota, Metazoa, Nematoda, Chromadorea, Rhabditida, Meloidogynidae.